Gavialis gangeticus (Gharial) is the source of this 3580-nucleotide messenger RNA. RefSeq lists its product as uncharacterized. The record is from RefSeq and is a predicted model, not a curated record. Bases 46 to 645 code for a protein of 199 amino acids. Lineage: Eukaryota; Metazoa; Chordata; Crocodylia; Gavialidae. Gene Ontology annotation, molecular function: lipid binding. The transcript has 8 exons.
UCAGGAACCUGCAUUUCCCCAGGUACCAUGCUUGUGUUUAAGUAGAUGAUCUUCCUUUUUCCUUUGAAGCUGCUGUCCCAGUUGGAACAUUUGGAAGUAUCCAGUACAAUCUACUGGGCUCCCCACGUGACCGAUAAGUACUUUGAAAUACCUUAUCAAGCUUCAUUUCAAGCAUUCCUGCCCGGAGCUCCCUCCAGCUCUGUGCCCUUCCAUGUCACUCCACUGCCCAGUGCCAACUUCCAGCUAGCCCUGAGCAAGGACUUCAUCAGCAAUGGUAUAGUUGUUCUGACUGGUGCUGCCAGUGUCAAUGUCACAAACCAAGGAGGGAACCAGCUAAUGACAUUGAACCUGGCAGGUCUGAUUCCUGAGGCUGUUGUCUCCAGGAUCCAGUUUUCUCUUGUUGAUGGCAAGCUGUUGAUUUCUUUAUCCCAGGACAGCUUCAACAUAGUCCAGAAUAAGUCACCUAUUGGCUCCAUCAGUGCCCAGACCUUCCAUAGAUGGAUCAAGGACCUUCUCCAGGAUAGGUUCCUCCCAACCAUGAAUGAUAUGUUCAGUGCAGGGAUCAUUCUCCCUUCUGUGCUAAACACCCAGUGGAGUAAGGUCAGCAUUGCCAUUUACCAGGGUGGCCUUGUGAUUUCAAUGUGAUUGACAAAGCGAGCACUACUCUCAAGAACGCUGAGCAGUCACAGCCUGACCACCAGAAGGAGAACACCAAGAGUGACAUGUUCCAAACCAUUACACAGGAUUUUUCCAGUUCUCUACAUUAAUCUCAUCCAUUCAUCGCCUUGCAGGUUUUAAUGCAAAGAAGAUAGGAGGCCUGAGACCUCACUUCUAUGGAGACCAUAUUUCAUGUGCCACUUCUAAUAAGUCACCUAUAACCCAUCUGCCCUGAGUGAGGCCCCUGUGGGCAGGGGAGGGAUGUGCCUAAGCAUGAGAAGUUCUUUUAGUCUCCUGUGUGAUGUCACCUUGUUUAUGAAACACCUCCCUGCUUUGGGCACCCUACCUAAAACCCAUGGUUAUCUCAGACAAAACCAGAAAAUCCAAUAAAAUUAAAUAUGGAGAUCACACUGGUCCAAGAGCCUUGGAGGAAGAAAAGUUCAAAGAGCUGUUUUACUGACAAAGAUGGAUGGGUUUGAAUCAGAUAAUUCUGGUCUGGAUUUCCAACCCCUUCUAUUGCGUGGUGCUUCAGGGUUUUGGGUUACCGCAGAGAGAAGGUCCAGAUCUUUAUCUGGGAUGUUCAAGCUGGGAUCAAGGUUAAGACCCAUUUUCAUUUGUGAAUGGUUACCUCUAUAGCCAAAUUAAAGUCAGUAGAAACAACAGUGAUUCAUCAAUCUGGAGCUGCAGGGGCAGACACACAGUGUGGGCCUUCACCCCUUAGUCCUGCCUCCCUCUGCUGAGAUACCAAUUUGGAUGUAGAUACCAGUUCAUUAGGAACUAUUAGAGGCCUAGCAGGGCAACACUGCACUCUGGGCAGUCACAGCACAUGGGGCAGUGCCAGCUGCUGAGACACUGAGACCAGCUUCUUAUUUUUGCACCCUUCCUCCCUGAAGGACAUUGCCUGGGGCAGCUGGCCUGGCUGCCCCCACUUAGCUUACCCCACAGGGAGCUGUGCUGAGACACCAGCUCCUUUCAGAGAGGCCUCAUGCAGCCAUCAGCUGGUCCUGUCCAUCCAGCUCAUGUCUGCAGCACUGACUAUCCCUGAAUCUCCUGGGAAUUUUCUCCCUGCUUAAACACGCCAAGUCCUUUUCACAGGGCUCCUUUGUCAAUGCCAGCAUGACACUUUGCUCUGAUGUCACCUAGGCAGGGAGCAGGCUGGCUGUCACUCCUGGACGGAAGGACUGCUUCAUUUCUUAUUCAGGAGAUGCAGCAGCAGAUUUCUGAGAGAGCAGCAGAGUUAGCAAGUGCCAAAGGCACUGUGGGGGGGAUGCCCUGGAGUCCUGGCUUUUCUGACUUUCCUAACAUUGACUUUACCUCCCACUCAUCAAGCUGCAACAAACCUCAAGCAGUGAUAGACACUUGUUGUGACUCUAUUCCCCUGCUGCACCCUUAGCUCCUGUCAGUAGCAUCUGUGUCUUGCAGUCACAAGAAUGUUCUAUUGAUUUACUCCAGGGUGGGUUUGUAGGGAUGCUGGCAUGGUGGAAGAGCAGAGGAAAGAGAGAGGCACUGAGGCAGCACUAACUUGGCUGGGUGGGAGCUAGCAUGGUACAUACAACAAAGGGCCUUGCAGUGCCCUCUGAGCUGUAGGCAUCAUCCUGCUCCCACAGAAAUCAAUGGGAGCUUGCCAUUGGUUUCACUGGCACCAAGAACUGGCCUUUUUUCACCCCUGAGGAAGCGAAAGGGAACUAAACUAGGCCAAAAUACAAUAAAUAUCAUUGUGAUUUGGCAGCAUCUGGACAAAAAGUCAGUCAGUCGUACUGCCAGCAGCUAGGAGCCGCAGCCAGACAUGUGGACGUGACAUGUUUAUACCCAUGUUACUUAUGUACAUUUUGUGCACUGACAUAAGGUAAACUGAUGUCUUGAGGGGACAAAUGACCAGCUCUCACAAGGCAGCUGUUGCAGUAAGUGCCAGUUGGAGUUAGGUCAUUGACUUCUCUGGGGCAGGAUGUCACCAAUCUAUGUCCUCUGCAGGGCCAUGUGGGCUGCUGACAUUUACCACCCUGGCACCUGCAUGUGGGCAGUGGCAGGGGCACUCAUGUAUCUCAGCUGCUGGUAAUCUAACCAUUGCAUUAGCUAAUUCUACUUAGACCUAACUGAUGAGAGGUUAAAAUCCAGUGGCCUGCAGUGUCCUCUUUCCACUGUAUUUCCAUUAUUCCUGUCACUAAGAAGGUUACACCAGUUGGACAUUUUUAAGGCAGCUGGUAUAGACAAGGUGUGCAAGUUGUGUCACAUGAUUUUACACCUCUUGCCAAUUUGCACUUCCCAAGAUUGCAGCCCAUGCAUUUUGGAGUGGGUAUUUAGGUCUGAUUCUCAUUCACACUAAUGCCCCUUUAUUUGACUUUAAUCCUAUAAAGGGUGCCCAAAGCAAGAAGGAAUAACCCCUGGAGCCAUGUGAAAUGACCUUACUAAAGAAAAGCAGCAGAGCAUCAGGCUGGGCACCUCCUGGACACAUGGAAAUAGGAUGUGAAGGACUGUCUCAAAAUCUGAAUACUCUGAUUUUUCUAUUACCACAAAUGUUGCAGAUUCAGAAAUUGCAGAUGCUACCUGUCUCUGGGUUGCUGUCAAUUUGUAAAACAGAUGGGCUUGCUGCAUGGACUUCACAAAUGGAAAUGUGGCUUUUGAAUCCGCCUUCAGAAGAAAACAUACACUGUCACCUCAGUGCAGCUGUCAAAGUGCUGCUAGGGGACUGGAUUCAGGUCCAAAUGGUGUGUGGGGUGAGGGUAAUAUAUGGUUUGAAGAAAGCAACACCAAUUUGACACUGAUGUAAUUAAAGCCUUUCAUCCAGCUGGAGCCCUCCAUACUUUUCAAAUGUAUUAUACAAAUGAUGGGAACAUCUUUAUAAAGACUUCACUGUUUUUCUCUUCUUUUAAAGGGAAGCCAGCUCUGGGGUGGAGCACAGCUGUAUGCAGAGGGAUUAGGCAGA